Messenger RNA from Polypterus senegalus (gray bichir), 4717 nucleotides. It is a transcript of the gene fmnl1a, whose product is annotated as formin-like 1a. Bases 708 to 4127 code for a protein of 1139 amino acids. The transcript is spliced from 26 exons. The record is from RefSeq and is a predicted model, not a curated record. Gene Ontology annotation, molecular function: small GTPase binding; actin filament binding. Lineage: Eukaryota; Metazoa; Chordata; Cladistia; Polypteriformes; Polypteridae. Gene Ontology annotation, biological process: cell migration; cortical actin cytoskeleton organization; regulation of cell shape. Gene Ontology annotation, cellular component: cytosol.
UGCCUGCACAUCACUGCCUCUUUCUCCGUGUCCGUGGGGCCCACCGCCGCCUCCCCUUCUCCUUCCAGAGCAUGGAUGCCGGCUCAGCGGGUCAGCCUGCCAUCUGGGAAGCCGCUUCAUCCUGGCGACUGGAUGCCAGCAUUGGCUCUCUAGCAGCGUGGAAGGGCAGAGCAGGGGCAGCGGCGGACUUCUGCAGCCUGCAUCAAGUGUGCGAGCCUCUUGCGUAGAGGAAGUGAUGCUUCUUGUGGUUUUUGUUGAAUAUUUAGGGACCUUUUUUUUAUCAUUUUGACUUUUCAGUGAGUGCAGUCGUGAAGAGAUCACUUCCUCCUCUAGGCUUGCAACAUCUGAAUUUGCUGCCACAAGUAGGCACUGGGUCUUCAAAUGUAAAGCUCUGCCCUGGGCACACAGUCACGCCAAGCAAAAGAGUCUGAGACGACCCGGCCCGUCAAGAUGGACGGACAGAAGGGGACACAAGAGUGGACUCUAACUCUCGGUGGGCACAGCAGCGGCUGCAGAGAAGCUUGCCGUUAAACGCCUGGCACAAGUUUCGCACUCGGAUGGAACUUUUGACGUUUUCUUAAGCCUCGCUUCGCUUUACUUUUGAACGUUUUGAGAGACUGGGGCUGCCUUGGACUUCUUCUCCUCUUUUUUGUUUGUUGGCCACGAGACCGUAAAAUCUGGAUUUCAGUAUCUUAAAAAGACCGGCAAUGGGUAACGCGGCAGGGAGCAUGGAGGUCCCCCCCCAUGGCAGGGAGGCAAAAGGCACACCUUCGGCAGCCUCGGCGUCACCCGUACAGAAGCAGCAGGCCACGCCAAAGCUGCCCAUGCCUGCUGAGGGCGAGCUGGAGGAGCGCUUUAACACGGUGCUGAACUCGAUGAACCUGCCGCCGGACAAGGCCAAACUCCUGAGCCUCUACGACAACGAGAAGAAGUGGGAGCUCGUCUGUGACCAGGAGCGAUUCCAGGUGAAGAACCCACCCUCAGCCUACAUCACGAAACUCAAAAGCUACCUGGACCAGGGAGGACUGGGGCGCAAGUUUAAGAGACGAGUGCAGGAAUCCACACAGGUCCUCAGGGAGCUGGAAAUCUCACUUCGGACAAACCACAUCGGGUGGGCACAAGAAUUCCUCAACAAGGAGAACAAAGGUCUGGACGUGUUGGUGGACUACCUGGCCUUCGCCCAGUGUGCUGUGACGUAUGACAUCGAGAACAUGGACAAUGGAGGGACAAUGACAGAGAAAGGGAAGUCAAUGGACAGAUCUGUGGAAGACUUGGCCAAGAGCACCAGCAACUCGCCCACCCAUGGCACACCUAAAUCUGCCCGGUCGCUCACAGUCAGGAUCAACACCCUGCACAGCAGAAGGGCACUGCGAAACUCCCGCAUCGUCAGCCAAAAGGACGACGUCCACGUGUGCAUCAUGUGCCUGCGAGCAAUCAUGAACUACCAGUCUGGCUUCACCCUGGUGAUGACCCAUCCUCGCUGCGUGAAUGAGAUUGCGCUGAGCCUCAACAACAAAAAUGCCAGGACUAAAGCCCUGGUGCUGGAGCUCUUGGCAGCGGUGUGCCUGGUACGCGGAGGACACGACAUCAUCCUGUCGGCGUUCGACAACUUCAAAGAGGUGUGUGGAGAGAAGAAUCGCUUUGAGAAGCUCAUGGAGUACUUUGAAAACGAAGACAGCAACAUCGACUUCAUGGUGGCCUGCAUGCAGUUCAUCAACAUCGUGGUCCACUCCGUGGAGAACAUGAAUUUCCGAGUGCAUCUGCAGUAUGAAUUCACACACUUGGGGCUGGACGCCUAUCUAGAGAAAUUAAAGUGCACCGAAAGCGACAAGCUUCUGGUGCAGAUCCAAGCAUACCUGGACAACAUCUUUGACGUGGGGGCGCUACUGGAGGAUGCAGAGAGCAAGAAUGAGCUUCUGGAGCACCUGGAGGAGAUGGAGGAGUCCAAUGUGCAGCUGUCCACCAGACUGCAGGAAGUGGAAAACGAGUCCAUGGAGAAGAUCGCCGAGCUUGAGAAGCAGCUGAUCCACAGCAAGAAAGACAUGGAGAUGAUGAAGGAGAGCCUGCGGGACAGUGCAACACAGGUGAGCUCACUAAAGCAGAAGGUGAUUGAGAAGGACCAGGCCAUGCAGGAGAGCUCCAGGUUGGAGAAAAAGCUGAACGAACUGCAGGACGAGGGACGUGUCAAGGUCACCCGAACGGCAGAUGGCGAGCUGAGCAUCGAGGUCAUCCCUGUGGUGGUGUAUCAGACGGUGACAGCAGUUUCGGCAGGAGAAGAGAGAGUUGUGCCAGUGCCAUGCCAGACUCCACUUGGACAAGGAGACUCAUCUUAUGCAGGUCCCAGCCCUGCAGUUCUGCCACCUGCACCUCCUCUUCCUCCACUGGAGACCACACCCCCUACCGCCAACUUUUCAGCAACUCCACCCCCUGCCCCACCCCUCCCUGAGGCUCUUGCUUCAUUGGCUCCUUCUGAUCAGCCAUCUCAGCCCGUCUUCAUUCCUCCGCCUCCACCACUUCCUUCCUCAGGUCCUUCUGGAGCCCCCCCCCCUCCUCCUCCUCCUCCUCCUCCUCCUCUCCCUGGGGCUGCCGGUGUGGCACCACCACCUCCACCUCUACCAACAGCAGGUGGCGGCCCUCCUCCGCCACCCCCACCCCCAGGCGGUUUGUCUGCCAGCGCUAAUACCCCAGAGUCCAAUGUGAAGUCCAAGAAGCCCAUCAAAACCAAAUUCCGCAUGCCAUUGUUGAACUGGGUGGCACUGAAGCCCAACCAAGUGUCAGGCACAGUCUUCACCGAACUGGACGACGAGCAGAUCUUAGGGCAACUCAAUAUGGAAGACUUUGAGGAGCAGUUCAAGACAAAGGCUCAGGGACCUGCUGUUGACCUCAGCACCAUCAAGGUGAAGGCCGUCCAAAAGGCUCCUAGCAAAGUGUCCCUCAUAGAGUCAAACAGAGCCAAGAAUCUGGCCAUCACACUGCGUAAGGGGGGUCUCAGCACCCCUGACAUCUGCACCGCCAUUGAGACGUACAACCUUCAGGUGCUCAGCCUGGAUUUCCUGGAGCUGCUCUCGCGCUUCGUCCCUACCGAGUAUGAGCUCAAGAUGAUUAAGAACUACGAGCGGGAUGGCAAGCCACUGGAAGAACUGUCAGAAGAGGACCGCUUCAUGAUGCGCUUCAGCAAGAUCAGCCGGCUCUCGGAUCGCAUCAACACCCUGACGUUCAUGGGCAACUUUGGGGACACGGCCAACCUAUUGAAGCCACAACUCAAUGCUGUCAUCGCGGCCUCGAUGUCCAUCAAGUCAUCAGAGAAACUGAAAAAGAUACUGGAGAUCAUUCUGGCUUUUGGAAACUACAUGAACAGCAGUAAGCGAGGGGCAGCCUAUGGCUUCCGACUGCAAAGUCUCGACAUGCUGAUGGAGACAAAAUCGACAGACCGCAAACAGACGCUCAUGCAUUACAUCGUUGGCAUCAUUCAGGAGAAGUACCCAGAGCUGACGGCGUACCAGUCGGAGCUGCACUUCCUGGACAAGGCAGCGUCAGUCUCCCUGGACAGCGUCCUUCAAGACAUUCGCACUCUUCAGCGAGGCAUGGAGAUGACUCGAAAGGAGUUCAUGGUGCAGGAUGACAGCGUGGUGCUCAAGGACUUUCUGAAGACAAAUAAUGAGAUUCUGGAUGCUCUGCAGGCUGACGGCAAAACAGCACAGGAGGCUUAUGAUUCAGUCAUUGAAUACUUUGGAGAGAACUCAAAGACAACUCCUCCAUCCACUUUCUUCCCAAUAUUUGUGCGUUUCAACAAAGCAUUUAAGCAAGCUGAGCAGGAAAACGAGCAGCGGAAGAGGCAGGAGGCCAUGGUCAAUGAAGUAGUCGAAGCCCCCAGCACUCCAGCAAAGAAGGAGCCGCUGGGACAGAAGUCCCCCAAAGUCAAGCUGCAGCAGAUGGACCUGAUUGCUGAAUUGAAGAAGCGACAGGUAAAGGAGCCGCUCAUGAGGGAGGGCAAAGACGGAGCCAUCGAAGACAUCAUCACAGAUCUGCGUAAUCAGCCAUAUAGACGGGCUGACAUCACCCGUCGCAGUGCAAAGAAGCGAACCAACGGACAGCAGCUACAAGUCUCGUCAGACAUCUCCUUAUAGCCCCCCACCCCACCCCCUCAUCCACUGCUGCACCAACACCAGCCAGGACCACCGGAGAUGUCCGCAUCGCUCUUAGUGCACGCUCAGUGCAGGCUAAUGGAGAAGACCAACGUGGACUGGCGCAUUUCGAGCAGAUUUGUUCCCCCCAAAGCAUGAGGAGUGCUGGGUCACAAACCAAAGAUGGGGCUUCUGAAGGUUUUAAAGUAGGAUACCCGACAUGGCUGACAUGUACAAACCCUUCACUCUGCAAAAAAUACAAGGGAUGUACCUCCUGGUGACGGUUAACUUGCGGCGUCUCCUUGGGGUAGCCACAGGAAGGAAGGACGGGCGGACAUGCAGGCACCUGCAGAGACCGGACAGAGCCAAGGGAAUGAACUCUGGCACAGAAUGGCGGCACCUCUUCUCUCACAGUUACCCUGCUUAUCAGCCCGCGCUGUACAUGAUGUCAGACUUCAGGGCCUACCAUAAAGCAACAGGGGCAAGUUUGUACAUAACAGAAAACUAGUCUUAUUUUUGAAAUAGCCCCCCUCUCAGCUGACUGUUAGAUUGAAACCGAGUUUACUUACCUAAUAAAGACUUUUUAUAUGUUC